Molecule: messenger RNA, 2124 nt
Organism: Delphinapterus leucas (beluga whale)
Lineage: Eukaryota; Metazoa; Chordata; Mammalia; Artiodactyla; Monodontidae
Source: RefSeq, a predicted model, not a curated record
AUGUCCGGACGCGGCAAACAAGGAGGUAAGGCUCGCGCUAAGGCUAAGACCCGGUCUUCGCGGGCCGGGCUUCAGUUCCCCGUGGGCCGAGUGCACCGCCUGCUCCGCAAGGGUAACUACGCCGAGCGGGUCGGGGCCGGCGCGCCGGUGUACCUGGCGGCAGUGCUGGAGUACCUGACGGCCGAGAUCCUGGAGCUGGCGGGUAACGCGGCCCGCGACAACAAGAAGACGCGUAUCAUCCCGCGCCACUUGCAGCUGGCCAUCCGCAACGACGAGGAGCUCAACAAGCUGCUGGGCAAAGUCACCAUCGCGCAGGGCGGCGUCCUGCCCAACAUCCAGGCCGUGCUGCUGCCUAAGAAGACCGAGAGCCAUCAUAAGACCAAAUAAGUAACAAGAGCAUUCGCGGUUGCUGGUCUGAGGCUACGCCACAAGCCUGAGAUAUUCCCACAUUGAGAAGAAGAAAACCGAAAUACCACGAGGCAUAUACUUCAAGAGGAAUCGAAUCAGCGACCUUGACAUUAUAAAAACAAUAAAUACCCUAACCCAGUGAGCAACUUGCCAUGAAGAGGAAUGAUGUUUUUACAUUUCAGAAGUGUAAACUAUAUCAAAGCAUUAUUGCCUGAAGUUUUUUCCAGAAUGAUGCAAGACAUUUUCUCAUUCUCCCAGUUUCCUCUUCCCCUAAAUACAUCCACCUUACCUCAUUCAAUUUUCUUUAAAAACUCUCCAUCCUGACUCUGGUACUUUAUUUCUUUGAAAAGAAAUACACACAAUCAAAUCGUUCAGUGGUAGUGAUAUUAGGACUGUCUGUGAUUGGAUGUAUGGGUGCAAUUUCCACCAGCCAUGGGGCCUAUAGGUAGGACGGGGACGAGAAAAUGAACGUGAAGGGUACUGGCCCGUACGGGGAUCGAACCCGCGACCUUGGCGUUAUUAGCACCACGCUCUAACCAACUGAGCUAACCGGCCGCCCUCGGACGUAGGCCUUUAGUUACAUGUUUUAAAGUUAUACCUAAUUAAAGUCGGCGGUCUUUGUAAAAUGUUUUAAAAAAUGUUCUUUUUUCUAUCAAAAAGGAAAAGACAAAUCCCAGUUGCCUGCACGGAUGAACCGUGCUUCUCCUCAGGAAAACAGUCUUUCUCAAACCGACCGAGGAAGACUCAGAUUAAUGUCCGGGAGCAACUACCUCCUUGAAACUAUUCCCAGAAGGCCUCGGGAAACGCAAGCCUGAGAUGGUGGCGGGCGGAUCACAGAGCACAGAGCAGGGCUUGGUGGACUCGGCUUCCGCGCACGGGGUGCGGAUUCUCUGCUCUUGGAGGUCAUACCGGGGGGUCAUCUCUUCCCAGAGGCCUUUAGCCGCUUGGCUUCAGGGUGGCUCCGCAGUCGCCUUUAAGCUAAAUCUGUAGCCGUUCGUCCGGAGCGGAGUAAGACAGGGACCUUACGCUGCAAUGUCAGCCAUAGGCCACUUGGUGGCGCCAGAGUGCAGGGCUGAGGUCUGAGGCAAAAGGACUGUGAAGACCGCCCCCCUCCUGAACCUCUGACCCCUCCCCAUGCCCCCCAAAUCACCAAAUCUAUGACAAGGGAAGUCGAGACCACAGCGAGUCCGGAGUCAGGGCCUUGUUCCGGACCAGGGAGAAACACCGGAAUCUGAGAGGAGUAGGGGAACUGAAGCCAAGGUCAGGCAACUCAGAGGAAGGAGUUGGGAAACCUUUGCCCUUUUGAGCCUGGCCUGAUCUACCUGCAAGAGGGUGUCAACGAUGGCAGGGACCAGUAGAGCAGCAAAUUUCUGCUUGCUUUCUUUUCUCUGUUGGACCCUACAACCCUCUCUCUCUCUCUUUUUUCUCUAUUUUUUCUGCAUCUGAAGUUAAUUGACUGAUUUUAUAUAUAUAUAGUAUAUCGAGUAAGAUUUGAAAGAGUAUUCUAAAGAGAGCUAUUUCUUUUAAUGAGGCAAGUUAACUAUUCAUUUACUUGUUUUACCUUAAUGAAUUUAUAAAUUUUGUUUUUAAUUGUUUAAAAAGCUGUGAGAUGGUAUUUCUUAUCUUUAGUACAUUUCUUUAACUUUGUAUCAGCAUCCACCAUAUGAACUAGUAGCUGUCUUCAUUUUCUUUGUCAUCUAGUAAAAAUUAGGUGGA